GUCUCUUAGCAACCAUCGCGAGGGGGGAGAGGGCAAGGGAGGCCGGCGCGUGCCCGCAGCUCAGCGCCACUUCCGCUUCUCUACUCAAGUAGGUUACUAGGGGCGACCGAGACCGAGGCCGGGGCCGGGGCCGGGGCUUGGUGCCCCCGGGCGCCCCCGCCGGCCUCCUCGGCCUAGCGGUGCAUCCUCAUUCGUUCGGGGCUGGAGUGGGUGUGAUGGCGGCAGUGGCAGCUCCGCGGCCAGAGGCUGAGGAGGCCGCGGAGCCCCCCUGGGCGCUGCUGGGCCCGCGGACGGACGGGGAGGUCACGGCCAAGGCCCCGCUGGCCCCUCCGGGCCUGGCCGGGGGCAAGCCCCGCGGCAUCUGCUCGCGCUCCUACUUCCUGGUGCUAAUGGUGUUCGUGCACCUGUACCUGGGCAACGUGCUGGCGCUGCUCUUCUUCGUGCACUACAGCAACGGCGACUCGUCCGGGCCCGGGCCGGGGGCCGGCCAAGCGGCGUCUCCAGACCCGAGCCCCGCGGCCGCCGCCGCCCCCGCAGCCGCCCCAGCCGCGCGAACCCCGGUCGGCCCCCCGGCCCCCGACCUCUUUGGAGCACCCCUCCUCCGUCUGGAGGGCAUCAAGGUUGGUUAUAAACAGAAGGUGGAGCUGAUCCCCAACAAAGUACACGAUGUGAAGACCCUCAGCUUGAAGCCUCUUCUCUUUGAAAUUCCCAACUUUCUGACUGAGGAAGAAUGCAAGCUGAUUAUUCACUUGGCCCAGCUGAAAGGGCUGCAGAAGAGCCAGACGCUACCCACAGAUGACUAUGAAGAAGCCAUGGAAAUGAUUGAAGUCAGCCCGAUGGACGUCUUCAAUCUGCUGGACCAUAACCAGGAUGGGCAGCUACAACUCAAGGAGGUGCUGACCCACACCCGUUUGGGCAAUGGGAGGUGGAUGACGCCUGAGAACAUCCGGGAGAUGUAUGCUGCUGUCAAGGCUGAUCCUGAUGGUGACGGUGUGCUCAGUUUGGAGGAGUUUAAGCAGUUAAACCUCAGGGACUUCCACAAGUACAUGGGGAGUCAGAAGGUGAAGGUGAGCGACCUGGUGCGCAAUAGCCAGCACACUUGGCUGUACCAGGGCGAGGGCGCCCAUCAGGUCAUGAGAUCCAUCCGGCAGAGGGUGCUCCGUCUCACUCGUCUGCCCAGACAGAUUGUGGAACACAGUGAGCCCAUGCAGGUGGUCCGCUAUGACCAGGGUGGCCAUUACCAUGCCCACAUGGACAGUGGGCCGGUGUUCCCAGAAACAGCUUGCAGCCACACAAAACUCAUCGCUAAUGAAACGUCCCCUUUUGAAACUUCCUGUCGCUAUGUAACUGUGCUGUUUUACCUGAACAAUGUCACUGGUGGUGGGGAGACAACCUUUCCAGUGGCAGAUAACAGAACCUAUGAUGAACUGUCUCUGAUCCAGAACGAUGUCGAUCUCCGAGAUACCCGCAAACACUGUGACAAGGGAAACCUGAGAGUGAAGCCCCGGCAAGGGACUGCUGUCUUCUGGUACAACUACCUGUCUGAUGGACAAGGUUGGGUAGGAGAAUUGGAUGAAUAUUCGCUGCACGGUGGCUGUCUGGUCACCCAGGGAACCAAAUGGAUAGCGAACAACUGGAUCAAUGUAGACCCCAGCAAGAGUCGCCAGAUCCAGUUCCAUCAGGAGAUGGCUCGUUAUGCCCAGGAGGAGCUCGGGGCCCAGACGGAGUGGACAGUGGACAAGUCUUACAAGAAUGUGCAUGUAGAGCUCUGACGGUGCCGGGGGAGUCAGAGCCAGCCAGCCAGCCCGGGAGCAGCAGCUUCUGGGACAGCCGGGGGAGCCUUGGCACAGUUGGCUUUGGCUGGAGACGGAUAGUUUUGCCUUUUCUACCAGGAAGGCCCCCAAGCCUGGGGGGGUCCAACCUUCCCUCAUUUUGGAGGCUCUAGGAUGAGAGCCGAGGUAUCAGGCUUGGGGUGGUCAGAAGGCUGACUUAGGGAGGAGUGUGGCGUGAUGGCAGCAGGCAACCAUGCACGCUCAGAGAAGCCCUCUUGCCCUGGGUCCAUGGAAUU
Molecule: messenger RNA, 2068 nt
Organism: Sarcophilus harrisii (Tasmanian devil)
Lineage: Eukaryota; Metazoa; Chordata; Mammalia; Dasyuromorphia; Dasyuridae
Gene: P4HTM
Product: prolyl 4-hydroxylase, transmembrane
Exons: 9
Coding region: 216-1772 (518 amino acids)
Biological process (GO): peptidyl-proline hydroxylation to 4-hydroxy-L-proline
Cellular component (GO): endoplasmic reticulum
Molecular function (GO): iron ion binding; L-ascorbic acid binding; procollagen-proline 4-dioxygenase activity
Source: RefSeq, a predicted model, not a curated record